This is a messenger RNA of Brassica oleracea var. oleracea, 2250 nucleotides long. RefSeq names its product proton pump-interactor 1-like. NCBI's taxonomy places the organism in Eukaryota, Viridiplantae, Streptophyta, Magnoliopsida, Brassicales, Brassicaceae. The coding region runs from base 159 to 2039 and encodes 626 amino acids. The record is from RefSeq and is a predicted model, not a curated record. The transcript has 7 exons.
AGAUCCGACCCCAAAGGUUUCUUUUUAGCAUACGACAGGGAAAGUUAUAUCAACCCUUCUCUCUCUCUCUCUUAAAAGGGUCUUCUUCGGUUAUCUUUUUCAGAUCUCCAUCUCUCUCUCUCCCCUUUCACGGAUCCUCUGUUUUUUUUUGGUAGAAGAUGGGUGUUGAGGUUGUAAACUUCGGCGGAUUUGAGGUUGCUCCGGCUCCUUUCGAAGCGAAACCCGAAACCAACGGGAAGGUGGAGCAAGGCAAAGGAGAUAAAGUCGCCAUCAAGUCUGGUUCACACGGUGAGCCGCCAAAGAAAGCUGAAGAGAGUAGUAGCAGCAGCAAGAUCUCCUCUGAUGUACCAAAAGAUGCAGCAGAGGAGUGGCCUGCGGCUAAGCAGAUCCGCUCUUUCUACUUUGUAAAGUACCGUCGAAAUGACGACCCCAAGAUCAAAGCUAAGCUUGAGGUUGCUGAUAAGGAGGUUGAGAAGCUGAACAAGGCUCGGAGCGCAGUUAUUGAAGAGUUGAGAGCUAAGAAGGCGGAGAGAUCCAAGUUAUUUGACAUGUUGGACCCGUUGAAGUCAGAGCGUCAAGGGUUCAACAACAAGUUUGAUGAGAAAAGAAAAGAGAUGGAACCUUUGCAGCAAGCACUGGGGAAGCUAAGGGGGAAUGAUGGUGGGAGUUCCCGUGGGCCUGUUAUCUGUUCUUCCCAGGAAGAGCUCAACAGUAUGAUAUACAGCUACGAGUACAGGAUUCAACAUGAAAGCAUUCCCUUGACCGAGGAGAAGCAGCUUCUUAAAGAGAUCAGGCUGCUUGAAGGGACAAGAGACAAAGUCAUUGCUAAUGAGGCUAUGAGAGCCAAGAUCAAAGAAGCUAUGGGUCAUAAAGAUGACAUCCAAGGUCAAGUUAAGUUAAUGGGUGCUGGUUUGGAUGGAGUGAAGAAAGAGAGGCAAGCGAUAUCAGCAAGGAUCAAUGAGCUGAGUGAGAAGGUGAAAGCAACUAAAGAUGAGAUUCAGGUGCUGGAGAAUGAGCUCAAGACUGUGACUGAGAAGAGGGACAAAGCUUACUCAAACAUUCGUGACCUUAAGAAGCAAAGCGUUGAGACGAACUCAGGUUUUUACCAAGGCCGUAACGUGUUGAACAAAGCUAGAGAGUUGGCUGCGCAAAGGAACGUAGAUGAGCUUGAGGCGCUAUCCAAUGCGGAGGUUGAGAAGUUUGUCUCUCUCUGGUGCAGUAACAAGAACUUCAGAGAGGAUUACGAGAAGAGACUCUUGGGGUCACUUGAUGCUAGGCAGAUGAGCCGAGAUGGACGGAUGAGGAACCCUGAAGAGAAGCCUCUUGUUGCUCGAGAGGCACCAUCAGCUAAGGCAGCGCCUUCUGUAACCGAGGUUGUCCCUAAACCUAAGGCAAAACAGCAGCAGCCGAAGGAGGAGGAAGUUUCUGCACCUAAACCAGACGCUGCUGCUCCUGUUGCUCAGAAGGCUGAGAAAGCUAAAGAAGCAGUGAAAGGAAAAAAGAACGUUGUUGUUGAUGAUGAUGAUGAUGAAGAAGAAGUAUAUGGUCUUGGAAAGCCGCAGAAAGAAGAGGAAGAGGUCGAUGAAGCUACGGUGAAAGAGAUGAGAAAGCAAGAGGAGAUUGCUAAAGCCAAGCUAGCCAUGGAAAGGAAAAAGAAGCUGGCAGAGAAAGCCGCUGCUAAAGCUGCCAUAAGAGCUCAAAAGGAAGCUGAGAAGAAAGAACAAAAGGAGCGAGAGAAGGCGGCCAAGAAGAAGACAGGAGGCAGCAACGCAUACGAGGCCAUCUCUGAGGAAGUUCCAGAAGCUUCUGAGGCUGAGAAGGAGGAGACUGAAGCUCCAGUGGAGGAGAAACCAAAGAAGGAAAAGAAAGUCUUGAAGGAGAAACCAAUAAGGAACAGGAUCCGCAAUAGAGGAGGACCAGAAACACUCCCGAGACCAAUGCUCAAGCGUAAGAAGCAGACUAACUACAUGGUUUGGGCUGCUCCAGCUGCUGUUGUGGUACUAAUGCUUCUUGUCUUGGGUUACUACUACGUUCUCUAGAUCAAGGGAAGCUGCGUUUGCUGUAGUUUGGGAUCUUCUUAAAGCUUUCUUUUGAGGAUGAGACUCUUUAAAACUUAUGUCUCAUUUACAUACUGAGUAGAGACUCUUCCCUUUUAAAAUACUUCUUUACAUUUCACUCUCUUUGUUGUUUUCUCUUCUUUUGUUGAGGCUUUUAACUUUGAAGUAAGAAAACUCUUUUUGUUACAUCUUA